AUGUUGGAAAUGCUAGAAUAUAAUCACUAUCAGUGCCGCUACCCGUUAAACCUGCUUUUUGAAAAGGCUGGAUUGGAGAUGAGACCCAGACACACCUGCGCGCGCUUUGCCCUAUCACAGGUGGGAGCGCACAAAUACCUGGGCGAGACCUGGGGCUUUUAUAAGUUUGAAGAGCAAAACCGGGCGGAGAGCGAGUGCCCGAACAUGAGCAUGCAUUCUCGAGCUUCGUGCAUGCAGAUGGAUGAUGUAAUUGAUGACAUCAUUAGCUUAGAGUCAAGUUAUAAUGAAGAAAUCCUGGGCUUGAUGGACCCUGCCCUGCAGAUGGCCAAUACGCUACCUGUCUCUGGUAACUUGAUUGACCUUUACAGUAACCAAGGCUUGCCACCCCCAAACCUGACCAUUAGCAACUCGUGUCCAGCCAACCUUCCCAACAUCAAAAGGGAGCUCACAGAGUCUGAAGCAAGAGCAUUGGCUAAAGAGAGACAAAAAAAGGACAAUCAUAACUUGAUUGAACGAAGGAGAAGAUUUAACAUAAACGACCGCAUUAAAGAACUAGGUACUUUGAUUCCCAAGUCAAAUGAUCCAGACAUGCGCUGGAACAAGGGCACCAUCCUAAAAGCAUCCGUUGACUAUAUUCGAAAGCUGCAACGAGAGCAGCAACGUGCAAAGGAACUUGAGAAUCGACAGAAGAAACUGGAGCAUGCCAACCGGCAUUUGCUGCUCAGAAUCCAGGAACUUGAAAUACAAGCCCGCGCUCACGGCCUGUCCCUCAUUCCAUCCAUGGGUCUCUGCUCGCCAGAGUUGGUGAACCGCGUCAUCAAGCAAGAACCGGUCCUUGAGAACUGCAACCAAGACCCGCUCCAGCAUCACACAGACCUCACGUGCACGACCACCCUGGAUCUCACAGAUGGCACCAUCACCUUCACCAACAACCUGGGAGCCGGGACGGAGAGCCACCCGGCCUACAGUAGUGUCCCCGGCAAGAUGGGCUCCAAACUGGAAGACAUCCUGAUGGACGAUACGCUCUCUCCUGUUGGCGUGACUGACCCGCUCCUGUCCUCGGUAUCGCCCGGAGCUUCCAAAACCAGCAGCCGGCGGAGUAGCAUGAGUAUGGAGGAGACCGAGCACACGUGUUAGCAAAUCCUCCCUGCUCCACGGCCUCACAGACUCCCGGUCUUGAUUCUUAGAGUUACCCAAAUCCUUAGCCAUUGACCCAGACAGGGCUCUCUUGAAAAUAUUCCUUUAAUAUGAAUUUUUUUUCACGCUUUAUCGAUAGCCCAGGAUAUAUUUUAUUUUUAGAAUUUUGUGACACAGACUUGUAUAUUCUAUUUUACAACUACAAAUGCCUCCAAAGUAUUGUACUGUACGUGUACAGUAUCUGUGAACUGCAUUCACCACGGACUUUAACUUUCUGAGCAAGGGGAUUUUGCAUCAGAGAAAUGUCUGUCCAUUUUUAUUCAGGGGAACCUUGGUUAGAGAUUUAAAAUCCCGUGACUUCCUUUGGGGAUUAAAUGUAAGAUUUAAAUGAAAGAAUGUAAAGCAACCAAAAAAGACAGAGAAAAAAUCCAUACUAACUUGUUUCCAUUUUGUAAAUCUAUUGAUUCAUUGGUACUGUCUUAAAAGAUACAGUACCCUUCAAACAUUGUUUAAUCUUUAUACUAUAAUAUUGAAAGAAAUAUUACAUUCUAUAAAAGACAGCAGCAGCAUAAAUAGAAUAGCCAUUUCCCGGAGGACUGUCCGGUUAGAAAACACAGGUGCCACCGAUGCUGGCCGAGUUAGGAGGGGGCUCUGAAGUGGAACCUCAUCGUCUGCUCUUUUUUUACCAGCUCCGGUUCCACUCUUCCUCAAUGGGUGCGAGCCCACUGCUCAUGAACUAUAUUUUCUUUCAAAUGGAAAUGAAUAUCCUCUCCAAAGUAAAAUAUUGAGGAGCACUGAAAGUUGGUUUUCCUGUAAAACUUUUUUUUAAAUUUUAAUUCAAAAUAUUCUUUUUGGUUAUGAUUAAAAAACAGAAACUGGUGUAUAUUUCUAAAUUUUUAUUUUUUGCAUUACGUUUUAUUGUUCCUUUGAUUUGUACAGAUUCCUUAAUAUCGCCAUUCUUUUCACUAUAUUUGUAUUACUUUUUUGUAAGAAGAUGCAUCUGCCACUGAGACGUUUUCCGUAUUUUUACAGCUCCCUGGUGGUUCUCCUCAUCCUUUGUACACUCACGAAAGAAGACUUUGCCGCCAGGCCUGUGUUUCAGGGGAGCUUUUGUGCAUAUUUUGUAUAUUGCAGUCUCACUCAGAACUGUUUUUUCCACACACUUAAGGAGUAGUAUUCAUAGGUCAAAAGCCAGACUUUCUAGAGAAAAUUAACUUACAUAUUUAUUUUUAGUGACAUCAAAAUAGCCAUAUUCUUGGACAUGGAUAACUAUAGCUUUAGUAUGCCCAAUUAUGGUCAUUUAAAUUGGUGAUUAUUUAAGCAAACCUUGCUGAUUUUUUUAUUUCCUUACUUUUCCUUUUUUUGAGAGAAAUACUGUAUUGGCAAAUCACUGUUCCUUGAUAACAAUGUUUUAACAAGCAGCAAUGCUGUAAAGUUAGUUUCAGUGCGUUACCUACUUGUGUAGUCCUAUGCAAUAACAGUAGUGCUGUGUAUGUCGUAAAAGGCCCAGGUGUUUUCUCCAGGUGAUACGUUAUGAGCUAGCCUAUUGGAUUGGGUUUCUUAGGAACAGCCUACAAUUGGAUAACGAGUGGCUUGAAGCAUAUCUAUUCAGAAUGAAGUGCCUUAAAUUGAGCAGUUGUCCUUUGGGAGCUAGCACUGACUGACUGAAAUAUGACGUAGGAGAAAGCUUCAUGAUGGUACCUAUAGCCAAGAGGAACAUGUAGCAUGGUGCCUACGUAGACAAUAUAAGAGCUUCCAAUUUCCCUUCAGAUAUUUUUAAUAUUAAAUAUAUUUUAGUGACAGUGCCAAUUUCAUCAGGAAACCUUAUUCAAGAGGUUUUUUUGUUGUGUUUUGUUCUGUCUUUCAGUGUUUAAAUGUCAAAUGUGAAUUGGUGAUGGGUGGUGGAGGGUUGAGAGAGGAGGAGUGAUUGUCUCAUGUAUGAAUGGAUGGCGUAUGUGAAAAUAAGCAACUGCAUAGUUCCCAUGUGCGUUGGGCAAUGAGAAUCCUUGGAAACAUUGAUGAUCAGUUUUAUAGCUUUAUUACUUAAGGGGGUAGGGAAAAUAAGUUCCCAUUCUUUCAACCCCCUUAAUUGUAUAGCUCUCUUUAUUAGAAUAGUGAUGUAAAUCUGCAUGAACAGCUAAUUGUACCGUAGUGUUCACUGAUACAAUCAUAGCGUUGUCUAUUUUUCUCUUCAUAUUUAUGUGGGGGGCUGGGGACGGAGGUCAAAGAUUGCAAUGCUACGAUUCUAACUUUCCUUAGCUGGCUUUGAAGGCUAUUAAAAUAAGCAGUGUUGGCUAACUCACGGUCAAGGGACUAGGGUCAAGGUGAAGCAGCCUUCCAGAAUGCUCUGGGUAGAGAAAGUAUGGCAUCACGUACCACUGCCCUGAGUCCCGCAGCUCCUGGGCUUGCCACCACCUGCUCCGUGCCCCUGCGCUCUUAAAAGACCAUUUCUGGGAGUUGCAGGUGAGCUAGCCUAGGAGAUUACUGCAACAUGGGGGGGUGGUUUUAUUUAUUUCUUUUUUUGCCAAAUAGUGUGUGGAUUUGUUUUCGGGACUCGUUGAGCCGAGAGGAGGUGGUUUGGAGUGCCCCACAUCGCUCCCCCCAUCUCUGGGGUGCAGAACUGGGACUCCGGUGGGGCUUCCAGAUGGAGUGUCCAAAAUGCCAAAAUCAUCCAACUGCCUCUGGGUCAGGCAAUGGAACUACGAAACCUUCUGACUUUGCCAAAAAAACCAUACAACCCACAUGGUCAUUUGGUUCUUUCUGGUUGUUUUUAAAUAAUAAAGCAAUAAGAACAAAUGGAAUACAUAGGAAUUGUAAAGACCUAAAGUAAAAGCACAAAGGAAUGCACUUAAUAUUUGUGAAGAAAUGCACUGGGGAUAGGUUGAUGUUGAAAACAGUAUAUAAAGAAAAAGAACCCUAUUUCUUGAAAUCUUACAAAUGACUGUCUCUUGUGGACUCUUGGUACUGUAACGUUAUUAAUAGUCACCUGCUGUUGGAUGCAGCAAUAAUUUCUGUAUGGUCCAUACCACUAUAUAUUAUGGAUCGAUAUUAAUGUAUCCAAUGAAAUAAUGAAAAUGUUGUUCUUGAUAGCCUCAUUAAAGCGUUUGGUUUUUCA
Echinops telfairi (small Madagascar hedgehog) is the source of this 4252-nucleotide messenger RNA. It is a transcript of the gene MITF, whose product is annotated as melanocyte inducing transcription factor. The record is from RefSeq and is a predicted model, not a curated record. Gene Ontology annotation, cellular component: nucleus. Bases 1 to 1137 code for a protein of 378 amino acids. Gene Ontology annotation, molecular function: RNA polymerase II cis-regulatory region sequence-specific DNA binding; DNA-binding transcription factor activity, RNA polymerase II-specific; protein dimerization activity. Gene Ontology annotation, biological process: melanocyte differentiation; regulation of transcription by RNA polymerase II. The transcript is spliced from 9 exons. Lineage: Eukaryota; Metazoa; Chordata; Mammalia; Afrosoricida; Tenrecidae.